Molecule: messenger RNA, 2300 nt
Organism: Ilyonectria robusta
Lineage: Eukaryota; Fungi; Ascomycota; Sordariomycetes; Hypocreales; Nectriaceae
Product: heterokaryon incompatibility protein-domain-containing protein
Exons: 2
Coding region: 74-2149 (691 amino acids)
Source: RefSeq, a predicted model, not a curated record
CUUCUUCCCGCCACCUCAGCAGUCCUCCAGUGCAACGCAUUAGAGUGGAAACAACUUCAAUAGCACCUCGACAAUGCUCUGUCUCAAGUGCCAGAAUUGCCUCCAGAUGGAAGAUGGCCUGAUCGAAACCAAGGCACCUCAUAUUUCACUUCAUCAUCCAACGUACCAGAGUCUCGAGCAAUCUAUCGAUGCGGGGUGCUAUAUCUGCAGUCGUUUCUGGGAGGCUCUGAGUGCCCAAGAGCGUGAACUUCUCUCCGGCACUUUGGGCGAAGGAGUAGAACUCCUAGACGGAGGUUGCGCUGUUGAAUUGGCCAAGGACCGUCUCACAAGUACUUCCCUGGAGGGCGGGAAGUCUGGUGGUCAUCCUGGCUGCUACUUUCUAGCGGUUGCAUAUGCCACCGCCCCCACAGUCAUUUCCACCACAGCCUGCUGGAAAGCAAGCUUUCUUCUCGAACCUAUUGAUAGUGCAAGUCCAAGCCUCGCACGUCAGAGUCUCGCCCAGAGCACGCGAUCCCCGGAGACGUUAUCUUUGGCCAGGCAUUGGGUCAAAGAAUGCACCACGCAUCAUGAACGAUGCAAAAGGUCGGUCGGCGAAAAGACCUGGUACCCGACACGUCUGCUCUCCUUUGACCUCCAUGAGGCAUCAAUGGCCCGCCUGCUAGAGACGGAUCAAACAACUCCUAUCGGACAAUACAUGACACUCACUCACCGCUGGGGCCCUGUCGACCAUAUGACGUUAACGAACGACACAUAUCCACAGCUGCUCGAAGGGGUUCUAUUGUCUACCCUACCUCAAGUCUUCCAGGAUGCCAUCUCUAUUUGCCGCCAUUUAGGCAUAGGCUAUAUCUGGAUCGAUUCCCUUUGCAUCUUCCAGGGCAAGAACCACAUCACAGACUGGCAGCACGAAGCUUCUUUGAUGGGUAAUGUAUAUUCAAACUCAUUUUGCAAUAUCUCCGCCGCCGAUUCUCCCGAUUGUUCUCAGUCGAUUUUCAGCCGCAGAGAUCCCGGUAGGAUUUGCCCCCAAGUGGUAGAGAUUACCUUUCGCGGCAGAGACAGUGCAAAGACCAUGGAGCGUUUCACGCUUUCCGAUUAUAGGUUCUGGGAAUCGGAGGUCUCAAACGCCCUUGUGAACAAAAGAGCUUGGGUUCUUCAGGAGCGCUUCCUAGCCCCUCGCAUUCUUCACUUUGGCAGGCGACAACUCAUCUGGGAGUGCUGCGAGAAAGACGCCGCAGAAAUCUAUCCUGAUGGCCUGCCGCUUUCCCUCUCGGGAUUCUGGGAUACUCGAUUCAAACAGCUUAAUUCAUCCGACUAUAUCAGUCGGGUAGGUCGGUACAGACACUGCGAGACUGACGGCAUUUCCGCUCCUCAUUUACUGUGGUUUCGCAUUGUACAAUUGUAUACAGCUUCAGCGCUCACAGUUCCAAGCGAUAAGCUCAUUGCGUGUUCUGGUAUUGUCAAGAGGAUGGCCGAGAUUUUACAGGACGAUUACGUCGCGGGUAUGUGGCGCCGAUAUCUGGAGGGCGAACUGCUGUGGUCGGUACCCGGCAACCAUCAGCCCGAACGCUGGACACGGCCUAAGGAAUAUCGUGCUCCCUCCUGGUCUUGGGCUUCAAUCGACGGCCCAGUCACGCCAGGCGAGCCACGAAUUCAAGAUUCGUUGAUAACGAUUGAAGACUACCACCUUGAUUAUUCGACAAGCGAUGAAACUGGUCCAAUUCGGGGUGGCUGGCUACGCCUUCGUGGGGUCCUCAAAAAGACAACUUUAGGACGCAAAAACCCUACGUCGGGUGGAGGCUACCAUUGGGAUAUGGUCCUGGACGGUGAGAAUUCCAAUGCACUGGAGGAGGUAUCCCCAGGCUAUAGUAACCCGCUGGUGAUGCUCGAUAUUCUCCAAGAAGACUUUGAGGAAGAAAACGCUAAAGGGUUGUUGUUCUAUAUGUGCGCUAGGUCGAAUAUUGAGAAAAGGGAAGGUAUGUAUAUACUGAUGCUUAAGAUGGUUGAAGAAGAGAAAGGAACCUUUCAGCGUAUCGGGCUGGCUUAUGCUUGGAGUAAGGAGGUAAAGGAAAGGGUUCUAACGAGGAGCCCGGGAGAAGCACAGUUGCCAUGUCUUGAGUAUCAAGGUGGAUUGCAUUCUAUAUGCAUCAUCUAGAGCACGUUGAAGGCACGGGAGACGGAAAUACUAGGAAACCCCAUGCGUGCAAUGAAGUGACAGCCCGCAAAGCAGUCUUCAGCAUCAGCAGUCGUUAAGGCUUAUGUCUACCGUUAAAUCUGAGCUGACUGCACUGUACCAUUAAACUAAG